Bradysia coprophila is the source of this 3969-nucleotide messenger RNA. RefSeq names its product leucine-rich repeat, immunoglobulin-like domain-containing kekkon 3 protein (gene kek3). Gene Ontology annotation, molecular function: protein binding. The record is from RefSeq and is a predicted model, not a curated record. NCBI's taxonomy places the organism in Eukaryota, Metazoa, Arthropoda, Insecta, Diptera, Sciaridae.
GAUGAAAAUAGCACAGCUCGUACACUCGCCCCGAACAAAAAAGAACUCUGUUUUUCGUGUGUCUCGUAUGUUCGUAACAAUGUUCAAACAGAACGUUUGCUAAAACCAUUGCAAAUUAAACUCCGAACAAGAUAUAAAAAUAAAUAAAAACGAAAGAGGGAAAUGCCACAAAACAGAUUGUACGACGUGCAUCAAUCAGUCGCUAUAUUUUUAUUGCGGAAGAUAUAAAAUAUAUCUGAGAGCUGGAAGCGCCAGUAUCAUUUUUUUUCUUCCUUUUCUUAUUUAUUUAGGUUUUCGUAGGAUUUUUUUUUUAUUAUUUCGAAACCGAGAACUGAGCUUGAAAAAUCACUUCUCUCCGUUGAUGAUAGCCAACAAAGUGUGUGUGAAAAAUGUCUUAAUAGAAUACACGUUCAAAUGCUAAUAAGUGAAAUGUUUCCUAUGGGGCAAAGAAAAUAAAGUUUUGCUUUUGUUGGGAUUUUUUUCAAUUGUGGUGUUAAAAAUAGAAAGCAAAAAAAAAGAUAAGAAAAAAAAUGUUUUUGAGUAUAAAGUAAAAAAAAAAGUGAAAGUGAGAAAAUCGACACUUGUUCUUUUUGGGGUUUUGUUUUCUUUUCCCCGCACGCUAUAUACAAACACCUUCAUUCUGCGUACGAUAAAUUUGAUUUGUACUCGAUCAGAUUUUUCCAGUUAGUGUGGAUUCGCAUACAAAACGGCGUUAAACAAACGAAAUAUAAAAAGUAUAUAAAAAACGUAAAAAAAGACGGGCAAACAUUCCCGGUAGACAAAUAGAAAGUAAAAUAAAAAAAUACUAAGAAAAUAUAUAUAAAUAAAGGAACGCACAUUAAUUUCGGAUUAUAUUGGAUAAAAUAAAUAUUUUGCAGUCAAAACGAAAAUCUUGAAAUAUUGAGGAUUAUUCGUCUCUAUUUGGAUAUAGGAUAUUAUCUGGGACAUAUUCAAACGGAAACGAAUCCUGCGUCCUGUUAUGAAGUCAUGAUUGUCAUCCAGACGUCGUUAUGGCAAGGAAAAAGGACCGCCAUAAACCAAAUGAAAAGAAGAAAAACGUGAUAGGCCAUGGACUUCAAAUCCAGAUCGAAAAGCAGCCAAAAAUACAGCAACAAUCCGAACAACGAUAGACUUUCAUGGACUAUAUCAUUCGUUCUGCUCACAUCAAUCAUUACCGUACGAUCAACGCUUGCCGAUUGUCCGCGCCUAUGUGAAUGUAAAUGGAAAAGUGGUAAAGAAUCCGUACUGUGCCUUAACGCAAAUUUAUCCGGAAUACCAUUGGACCUGGACGCUGGCACUCAGGUGCUGGAUCUCACCGGAAACGAAGUGAGCUCGAUACCGCACGAUACAUUUAGUCGGGCCAAUUUAAUUAAUUUACAAAGACUAUUCAUUGCCAAAUGUCGAUUGAAGAAUAUUGAACGUUUCGCAUUUAGAAAAUUGAUCAAUUUAGUGGAAAUCGAUUUGAGCUACAAUAUGCUCACCAUGAUUCCUUCGCAUGCUUUCGAUUCGACACCCGAAUUACGAGAUCUGAGAAUUGUUAACAAUCCAAUAAAACGGAUAGCAAACGAUGCUUUUAUACACGUGCCUCAGUUGGUUCGAUUGGACCUGUCCGAUUGUCUAAUUGCGACACUGGAAGCCCGGGCUUUCGCCGGUUUGGAAUCAUCGCUGGAAUGGUUGAAGCUGGAUAGAAAUCGGUUGAUUGAUGUGAAUGCGGUAACGCUUACGUCUCUUCAAAAUUUGCACGGAUUGGAGCUGGCGGGCAAUCCGUGGAAUUGUUCGUGCAGUUUGAGACCGUUAAGGGAAUGGAUGAUAAAGGACAAUAUCCCGUACGAUGUACCACCGAUUUGCACCUAUCCAACGAGAUUGAAAGCCAAGUCAUGGGAUAAAAUCGACUUGGACGAUUUUGCUUGCAUUCCACAUAUUUUGGCGUCAGAUAUAAAAGCUCAUGGUAUGGAAGGGCGAAACAUUACGAUGAGCUGUGUCGUUGGCGGCGUUCCGGAGCCGAACGUUCGAUGGAUGCUUAGAAAUAGAAUAAUUGCAAAUUUAACGGGAAAUUCAGCAUUUCCCGCAGCUCAAGGACGAAAAAUGUAUUUAGCGAAUCUACAGCAAAACGAAAGCAAUCUGACAAUUUUAACGGCUGAAGUUCAGGAUGCUGGCAUUUAUACUUGCGCCGCCGAAAAUAAGGCUGGUCUUGUGGAGGCAAGUGUCACAUUGGCAAUAUCGAGAAAACCACCAGACGGACCGCUAAGUGCUAAAGUGUUGAUUGCAAGUGUGGUCGUUGCAGCUCUAUUCGUUAUAGCUUCGUCCUUGGCAGUAAUUUGCGUGUGCUCGCUUCGGAAACGUCGCAAAAUGGGUCGUUGGAAUACGCCACGUCGUACCGAAAGCUACGAAAAGAUCGAAAUGAACCAUAAACCGAUGGUUGGUCGUGGCUACAAAAGUCCACGAAGUGACGGUAACAGUUUUAUGAAACCGUAUGGUGAGAAUGGCAUAUCAGUGGUCGGUCAAAGUGUUCGACGGAAUGGAGACUAUAGAACGGUACCCAGCGAAGACGAUGGGACUGGAUAUGAGGAUAAUAUUUGCGAAAGCACGAACACCACGUUGAGUAACACGCGAAGAGACCAUGCGACUAAAUGGAAGGGAGCGGCUGCAUUGUCAAAGAGUCCAAAUUGUGAUACAUGGCGAGAGGAAAGCUUGAAGAAUUCGCCUAGGGGAGAGGAAACAGACUUGCACAUUCCGCGAUUGAUCGAAUUCAGUGACGCUACGCCAGACUCUGGGCCCAGUUCACUCACUGGACAAUAUGAUCAAAUACCAAAGACUUCCGCAUCCUCAUCGGUGAACUCAUCGGCACCAAUAACCAGUUACAUCAAACCGAACUGGUCUCAGCAUAUAAUGCGCAAGCAAACAUCGGGCAACAAUAACAAUGGCAACAAUGUCUACACUUCUGACUCUUCUGGUCAACCCGCGAAAAACCCAUUGAGUGAUAAUCGAAGUCCUGAUAGUGAUUGUGAUAACGAUAGAAAGUAUCCCGAUUUGUUAGAUAUUUCUAGUCUAAGUAAUUCGAAUGUUGCUAAUGCAAAUGUUAAAACGAGUUCCGGCGCCGGUUCGUCGUUUAGUACACUACCCCGUAAAAAGCACAGUUUAGGCAGAUACAUGAAAGCGGUUUCCGAGAGUCAGUCACCACUUCUGCAAGAUUCUAGUCGAUACGGUAGCAGCAGUUUCUGCGGCGACAGUACCGACCACAUCAAUCGUCGUCUUUCGGUCGAUUCAUAUUCGAACAAUUACUCGCAACAUUCAUCCAACAACAAUGAUCCGAGUCGUGCGAAUAGCUUUUUAAAUUUAGUUUCACCCAUGAACGGCAAACAGCAUCGACGAAAUCCUAGCCUACCAUCGUCACCGCUAAAAGAUUCCCAAAAACCAUUCAGUCCGGCUGCAACACCACUGCUCGACUUUUCGUCCCUUCAAUCGCGCAACGCCAUUAUCGCAACGCCCAGCCCAUCAACAUCCACCACCACUGCCAGUGCAUACGACUAUCAUGCCGCCCAAUUGGAGCGCUUCCUCGAAGAGUAUCGCAAUUUGCAGGAACAAUUGUGCAAAAUGAAGGAGACAUGCGAUAGUAUACGAAAGAAGGAGCAACCACAUCGCAGCAGUACAUUGGGUCAAUCGGCCAAAUUUGCCGAUCCGGUUAUGUACACAGCGGCUGCACUGUCCGGUACGAGUAGCACGUUGGCCGACGAUGCAACAACGAAUGUGAAGGGAAUGUUGCGAAAUAAAACGUUGAUACCGGGUCAGCCGCCCGAUCCGCCACCGUAUUGGUUGCAUCGUAAUGCCAUUUUGAAGCGACUCCAAGAUCCUAGCAAUGAAUUCUUUCAGAGCUGAAAACAUUGAUUCAGUUGAAAGAAACGAGUGAUUAGAGUGACGAUUUGAAAUUUUGCUAAUUUAAAAGGCAAAUUUCAAGAUGGAAAAGAAAAU